Eremothecium sinecaudum is the source of this 2715-nucleotide messenger RNA. RefSeq names its product FG-nucleoporin NUP1 (gene NUP1). The transcript has a single exon. Bases 1 to 2715 code for a protein of 904 amino acids. The record is from RefSeq and is a predicted model, not a curated record. Lineage: Eukaryota; Fungi; Ascomycota; Saccharomycetes; Saccharomycetales; Saccharomycetaceae.
AUGUCGACGAAUAUAUCUAGGAGUAGUAAGAGGUCUCUUUCGUCAGCAAUUUCGAGUUUCUUUAGGCGAUUUCCUGAGGGUACGCUUGGGCGUAGCAGUGAGAAGUCGUUUGAUGUUGAUAAUGAGUAUGAAAAUGGGGCUAUGAUGGACUGCGAUACCAGUAGUGAGACUGUUAUUAAGCGCACGAGACACGAGUUAGAGAAUGGAUCCGCAGUUGGCGAGCAUCGGGCACAACAGCGGCGACGGGCAGAGACAUCUAAGUUGGCUGGACAAUCGCCGCAAUUGAUAUUGUACGAAUCGGAUGGUAAUCUACGGCCGCCGGUGCUUCCAAUUCUUCCGGCUCAGCGGUUGCGUAUGUUGCGUUAUAAGCAAGAGAUACGCAGGCAGCAAAUGCAAAUGAUACAGUUGGUCCCUUCGAGCCAGGAUGAGGUGAGAGUGCUUACAGGGACAUUAGGCGUAUCUAACCAGGGUGAGAGGCUACAGAAUACCUUGAGAAAGAGUGCAAAUUUACGUGACAGACCUACUUCUUCUUUAAAAAAGGGCCGCCUUUGGUCAAGUGACUUUGAAUAUGAUCUAUCGGAGUAUGAUGUACUGAAGAAACAGAAGCUGAACGGCAGUCUCGCGCUGAAUAUCACCUCAGAAAGCCCCAAAUUUGAGCAGCAGCUCUCACUCAAAAAGCAUACAUCGGGAUUUGGGACACGAGGACCUCGGAUGCUUUCUUCGAAUCUUUCCACAACGCAGAAGAAGUUGCUACAGGGCGCUUCAUCUGAACUAGUCGCCGACAGUAAGGAUGCUACAAAAGGAAGCGAUAAAAAUGUGCUUUAUAUCAAGGAGGAUAGGUCUGGUGGUAAUGCCGGAGGUCCUUCAAAACAGCUACCUAGUAUUGGUUUUGAUUUCUUGUCUCGCAAAACACCAUCUCAAACCACUGGUGAUAUAGAUCCUACGGUCGAUGAAGAUGAUAAAGCUGAGAAGAAAGGCUCAGGAAGUCAAAUUGAUGUAAACGACAAUAAAAAAGACGUGGAAUUGAAGGAUUCGCUAGCGAAAAAGUCGCCGUCUCUAGCAUUUAAUCUUGGUCCAGCAUCCAAACCAUUGUUUGCAACACCUUCGAAGAUUGAAACGAGGCCUGCUUCCGAUGAGGGCGAAGAGAGGAGCAAGAAACGUGCCCAUCGUUCCAGUAGUACUACGGCAGACGAUAACGAUGGAAAAUUACCAGAGAAGACGAAGCCCACAUUGGUAUUUGGUACAACUGAGACGGAAAAGUCUAGUGCCUCACAGGUUACUCCUACGGUAGCUCAGAAGCCAACCUUCUCAUUUGGUAGUACCCUGAACUCAUUAGGGAAGUCUACCACAUCGGGGGCUCCUAAAGAUCUCAAUCCUGUAGGUCUGUCAUCGAAGCCCAAACUCACCUUUGCAGCAGCUAAUGACAACUCUCCAAAAGAGACUAAACCAGGAUUUGCAUUUGGAGGAAGUAAUGGUAAAAGUGAUUUAUCAUCGAAACCAGAGUUUUCUUUUGGAGGGAUUAAAGCUACUAGUGAAUCAGAUAAGAAGCCGGCCUUUACGUUUGGUGCCAACACCGACAAGAAUGAGCCACCGGCAAAAGUGGCAUUUUCAUUUGGAGCAGCCAGCGAUAAGGGUAAAACUGAGAGUAAGCCAGCGUUCACUUUUAGCAACAAUUCUGAUGAGAAGAAGGACCUAACACCUGCUCCAUCUUUCUCAUUUGGUGCUGCCAAACUUCCCACACAAAAGGAACCAUCACCAAAACCAAUUUCUUUGUUUGAGUCCAAUAAGGUUGAGGGCGAAAAGAAUAGCUCUCCGAAGCCAUUCUCUUUUUCAACCACUAAAUCGGAGGUUGAAGCUAACAAGACGCCAAGCUUUAGCUUUGGCGGUGCUCUGAAGGAGAAAAAACCAGCAUCCAUCGAGGAAACAUCCAAAGACAAGUUCAAUCCUGUCGCACCACAGGUUACAAUUGCGGGUGCCUCUAGUCUUUUCAAUGCGGCUCCAUCCACCACUACGCCGAGUACUUUAACAAACGGCGGAACUUUCUCAGGCUUUGGGAACGAUAAUGCGAAUAGUAAAAGCAACACACCUAGUGCUUCUGCGCAGGGUACGGUACCUUCCGCAAAAACCGGUGGAUUUAAAUUUGAUUUAUCAAAUUUCAAGACCAAUGUUCCUGCUGGCUCUAACCCCCCUGCUUUCAAUUUACAAAACAACCAGUCAAAUAGCAGCGCAAACGCACCAAGCAACACGUUUGGCUUUACAGGUGGGAUUGCUUCGGUACCCACUGCCCCGCAACCACAACAGGCAUCCACGACAUUCAGUUUUGGCCAACCACCUCCAGCAAACAAUAAUUUCGGUUUUAAUUCUGGAUCUACAACAGCUAAUAGUUCCCCCGCCUUUGGUACAAGCACUAAUAUUCAGCCGACUACCGGCUUUAACUUUGGCAAUGCCGCCAAUGGAAUAUCCACUCCACCUGUAUUCAGCAACAGCGCCUCGCCUGCAGCAGCACCUGUGCCAGUUUCAUUCCAUCCAUCAACAUCAGUUAACAUGAACUUUGGCGGCGCUACUAGUGGAUUGAAUCCUGCGCAAAUCUUUGGACAACAACAGAACCAACCAGCAGCUCCCACAACUGGUUUUGGCGCUGCUCCUACCCAACUCCAGGCUAUGCAAAUGCCAUCGGGAAGAAGGAUAGCCCGGAUGAGAGCAAGGAGAGGCUAA